UCACACCCCACUUCCGAGCCGCUCGUUUCCCGCCCUCUCGCUGUAUCUGUUACAUUCCUGUCGCACAGUGUAUCAAAGGCACUUUGUAUCCAGUUGCACUUCAUACCAGCAUCUCUGUUGGAUUACAACGCACUUAACAGUUAUCGUUUAUGUUUGUCAAAAGCAGAAGCGAGGAAAGGAGCGCGUCACUUUGUUCCCGUCAUCAGGAACAUCAGUAAACAGCAGAAAUGGCAGAAGCCCAUCAGGCUGUGGCGUUUCAGUUCACCAUCACUCCUGAAGGCAUCGACCUGCAGCUUUCCCAUCAGGCCCUGCGACAGGUCUAUCUGUCAGGCCUACGCUCGUGGAAGAAACGUGUCACACGGCUCAAGAACAGCGUGAUCACCGGUGUGUAUCCCGCCAGUCCCUCCUCAUGGCUAUUUGUUGUGAUUGCGAUCUUGGCCACCAUGUACACACGGUCGGACCCUUCAAUGGGCCUCAUCGCCAAAAUACAAGAGCAUCUACCGGUCAGUGAUUCUCUGAGCGUUCAGUGCCGGACGAUGGUUUCUGCUGUGCUGUUCAGCACUCUGCUCUGGUUCUCGCUCAUCUUCACCAUGAGGCUCUGUCUGAAGCAGUUGCUGUCGUACCACGGCUGGAUGUUUGAGCAGCACGGGAAAGUGUCCAACACCACCAAAAUCUGGGCAGCUAUGGUGCGGAUCUUCUCUGGCAGGCAGCCUCUGUUGUACAGCUAUCAGGGCUCUUUGCCAAACCUGCCAGUUCCUGCGGUAAAGGACACAGUGAAGAGGUACCUGGAGUCUGUGCGUCCACUGAUGAAUGACUCUGAGUACGAGCGGAUGACGGAGCUGGCCAGAGAGUUUGAGAGCAGUCUGGGAAACCGCCUGCAGUGGUACCUCAAGCUCAAAGCACUGUGGGCCUCCAACUAUGUCAGUGAUUGGUGGGAGGAGUAUGUCUACCUGAGGGGGCGUGGCCCAAUCAUGAUCAACAGCAACUACUAUGGAAUGGACUUUCUGUACGUGACGCCUACCCCGAUUCAAGCGGCGCGAGCAGGAAAUACUCUGCACGCGUGUCUCUUGUACCGCAGGAAACUCAACCGAGAGGAAAUCAAACCUAGUCGUGUUCCCGGUUUAAAUAUUCCUUUGUGUGCUGCUCAGUGUGAGAGGAUUUUCAACACCACACGCAUUCCAGGAGAAGAAACCGAAUCCCCUGGGCUCAGACUAGGAAGGAGUUCUUUGGCUCAGGUGUGAAUAAGAGAUCUCUGGACUGCAUUGAGAAAGCUGCCUUCUUUGUGACUCUGGAUGAUGAUGAGCAAGGCAUGAUGGGAGACGAUCCUGCCGGAAAUCUGGACCGCUAUGCCAAAUCCCUGCUGCACGGCAAGUGCUACGACAGGUGGUUUGAUAAGUCCUUCACUGUGGUGUUGUAUAAAAACGGGAAGAACGGCCUGAACGCGGAACACUCCUGGGCGGACGCUCCUAUAAUGGCUCAUCUGUGGGAGUAUGUGAUGACCACCGACUGUUUCCAGCUGGGUUAUAAUGAAGAGGGUCACUGUAAAGGAGACGUGGCCCCGACUCUGCCUCCUCCAUCCAGACUGACCUGGGACAUCCCUGCACAGUGUCAGGAGCGUGUGCAGCGCUCUCUCGCUGUGGCUCAGGCUCUGGCCGACGAUCUCGACUUUCACGUGUUUCCCAUUCAAGAGUUUGGCAAAGGCGCCAUCAAGAAGUGUAAGAUCAGCCCAGACGCCUUCAUUCAGAUCGCUCUCCAGCUGGCAUAUUACAGGAAUCGAGGCACUUUUAGUCUGACGUAUGAGGCGUCGAUGACCCGUUUGUUCCGCGAGGGCCGCACGGAGACCGUUCGCUCCUGCACCAGCGAGAGCUGUGCUUUCGUCAGAGCGCUGGAGGGUGGAGAGAGUAAGGAGGUUUGCCGGCGUCUUUUCCGGACAGCAUCAGAGAAACAUCAGCAGCUCUACAGGAUGGCCAUGACCGGAGGAGGGAUAGACAGACACCUUUUCUGCCUCUACAUCGUCUCUAAAUACCUGGGAGAAGAGUCGCCCUUCCUUAAAGAGGUGCUUUCAGAUACGUGGCGUCUGUCCACCAGUCAGACACCUCUCCAGCAGGUGGAGCUGUUUGACUUUGUGAAUCACCCAGACUACACCACCUGUGGAGGAGGAUUUGGGCCGGUUGCUGAUGACGGUUAUGGUGUGUCCUACAUCAUCAUCGGAGAAAACAUGAUCAACUUUCAUAUUUCCUGCAAACACUCCUGCCCUCAGACUGACGCUCACAAGUUUGGCGCUUACAUCAAGAAGGCUCUGGUGGAUCUUCUGGAGCUGAUGUCUCCAGACAAGCAGGAGGUGUCCAAAACUGAGCAGAACCACUCCAAAAACAGCAAAAAGCAGCUGUAGAGGUAGAGCAGGUCGCCCAUGACCGUCUCGAGAAGAAGACAUGAGGGCGUGUAGAGAUAUAUAGGAAGAAGCGUGAGUGAAUGAGUGUGCGUUUGUUUGCCUGAAUGCAUUCGUUCAUUCAUUCCAUGCUUGUAAAAAUCGAUGCCAUGAAGCCAUGAAUUAUGUAGACAAUGGUGGAAGCUGCUUCGUCUAAAGCUGUGUUUAGUAGAAACGUAUAAUAGAGGAUUAAAUGCGAGAGCUAGUUUGAUAGUGUGGGGACCACUUACGUUCAGUUAGGUAUUAUAAAUUUGGUCCUUACCUUUAAAUGUAAUGAAGAAUCAAAUUUAUUAGAGCACAUUAACUCCAGGCUGAUGGGAGUUGAUGUAAACUGUCUAACCACUUGAGUUCAUAGCAUAGUUCACCUGAAAAUGAUAUUUACUCACUGUUCACUCACUUUACUCACUGUUUACUCAGCUUUGAGGGGUAUCAGGGAUUAUUUUUGUCUGUUGAACACACACACACACACACACACACACACACACAAGAUAUUUAUAAGAAUGUUGCCGAAUUGGAAGCCAUUGACUUCAGUAGUAGGAAAACACAUAAUAUGAAAGUGAAUGGCUUCAGCAUUCUUUAAAGUAUCUUCUUUCGUGUUCAACAGAAAAAAAGUCUAUUGGGAUUAAGUAAACAGUGAAUAAAUGUUCAUUUUGGGUGAAGUAUUUCUGUAAUAUUUAUCGUUUUAUAGGUUGAGUUAAAGGGGUAGUUCACCAAAAAAAA
This is a messenger RNA of Danio rerio (zebrafish), 3148 nucleotides long. The record is from RefSeq and is a predicted model, not a curated record. Lineage: Eukaryota; Metazoa; Chordata; Actinopteri; Cypriniformes; Danionidae.